UUAACAUGGCAGCUAAAAUUGCAUUCGUCUGUGCUUUGGCACUUUUUGGCCAGGUUGCCUUCGCCCAGUACUACCCAUCUGGUUCUUACGUCACUGGCAACUCGAUUGUCGACAACGACAUCUUCAUCAACGGCGCCGGCAGUGCUUAUGCAUCUGCCUCUGGCAGUGCUUACGCCUCUGGCUCUGGCAGUGCUUAUGGCUCUGGCAAUGCUUACGCCUCUGGCUCUGGCCUCGCUGUAGGCGGCGGCAGUGCUUACGGCUCUGGGCUCGCUGUGGGUGGACUUGGCCUUUCAAGCGGACUUGGUCUCUCAAGCGGUCUUGGCCUCUCAAGCGGACUGAGCCUUUCCAACAACCUUGGCGCCAUUGGCGUGACUGCCCCUGCUACCAUUCAGGUUGGCGGUAAUUCUGGAUACAGCGUCGUGUCUGGCGGUCCUUUGUCUGUCACUGCCAUCUCCCCCAUCGGUCCCACUGGUCUUGCCGUCGCUUCUGAGAACGCCAUCGAAGGAAACCUGCUGGUGACCGGUCAGCUGCCGUUCCUGAGCGCUGUGGCCUUCGAAGGCGCCCUGCCCACUGCUGGGUCUGGUGUGGCCACUUGUGGAUGCGGCAGCGGACAGGUCGGCAUCGUCAGCGAAGGUUUCGGCCGCGUCUACUACUGAAGUGGGAUGCUAUGAUAAAGACA
Molecule: messenger RNA, 679 nt
Organism: Ostrinia furnacalis (Asian corn borer)
Lineage: Eukaryota; Metazoa; Arthropoda; Insecta; Lepidoptera; Crambidae
Product: chorion class CB protein M5H4-like
Exons: 2
Coding region: 6-656 (216 amino acids)
Biological process (GO): chorion-containing eggshell formation; multicellular organism development
Cellular component (GO): egg chorion
Molecular function (GO): structural constituent of egg chorion
Source: RefSeq, a predicted model, not a curated record